AUGCUCCGCAAGCACACUUACCGCGACGAGCUGCAACAGGGCAAGCGCGCUCUCGGCCCCACCUAUGGUACCUCGCCUGUUGCCGUUCACCGCCACGCUAUCUCAGGCGUCGGAUCUGCUGCUAGAGAGCAUCUCUUUGACAAGGCGGUGACCCCCAGUGACGUGGGCAAACUCAACCGGCUCGUGAUACCGAAGCAACACGCCGAGAAGUACUUCCCGCUUCAGAUUGACGGCGCCGUCAGCAGGGGCACUCUGCUCAACUUGGAGGAUUCCGCGGGGAAGACGUGGCGCUUCCGGUACACCUAUUGGAACAGCAGCCAGAGCUACGUGCUCACGAAAGGGUGGAGCCGCUUCGUCAAGGAGAAGCGUCUCAAGGCCGGCGACGUCGUCAGCUUCCACCGGUCAACAGGGCCGGAAAGGCAGCUUUACAUAAGCAGGAAACGCCGCGUUUCCACCGCCGCCUCCACUUUGAUUUCCGGAUUUACCCCUUUCCAGCCUGCAAGGCCCGUCGAGGUGAUGAGGCUCUUCGGCGUCAACAUCGUCAAAGAAGCUGGUGGUGCCGCUGUCCGUGGAAGCGAUAACUACAGCAUGACGGGGUCUCAGGGGCCUGCCCCCGGUUCCUUGGGAGCGAAUCGCACUUAUCGCCGGCGUCCCAGUUGUGGAAUAGCCACUAUUUAA
This is a messenger RNA of Spirodela intermedia, 678 nucleotides long. The record is from the annotation of a GenBank genome assembly. NCBI's taxonomy places the organism in Eukaryota, Viridiplantae, Streptophyta, Magnoliopsida, Alismatales, Araceae.